CAGUCUCUGUGGUGAAGAGGAGGCGGCGAUGGAGGAGGCGCAGAAGCGCGAUCGCAGCGGCCGCGGCGCAGGUACCAAAGUAAAGGCGGAUGAAAGAGGGGUUUGGGGAGGCGAUUUUUUACUCAGCUCCAUGAGAAGCUGCUGCCGGUCAUUAGUGUCCGAUGGCUCCCCGCCGCGCGCCCCGCCUCAGCCCAGAAUGCCAGCCGCCCGUGCCGAGCAGAGCCCGCGGAUCCGGGAAGUUUGGGCUUGCAACCUGGACGAGGAGAUGAAGAAAAUGCGGUCCGUUAUCCUGAAAUACAAUUACGUGGCUAUGGAUACGGAGUUCCCAGGUGUGGUGGCGAAACCUGUCGGAGAAUUCAGAAGCUACGCCGACUACCAGUACCAACUGCUGAGGUGCAAUGUGGACUGGCUGAAGAUCAUCCAGCUGGGGCUGACGUUCAUGAACGAGCAAGGAGAGUGCCCCCCGGGAACCUCCACGUGGCAAUUCAACUUUAAAUUCAAUCUAAAGGAGGAUGUGUACGCCCAGGAUUCCAUAGAGCUCCUGACCAUGUCCGGGAUCCAGUUCAAGAAACAUGAAGAAGAGGGGAUCGAGACCCAGUAUUUUGCGGAGCUCCUGAUGACAUCGGGAGUGGUGCUGUGUGAAGGGGUCAAGUGGCUAUCCUUUCACAGCGGCUAUGACUUCGGCUACUUCAUCAAGAUGCUCACCAACUCUCCUUUGCCCGAAGAAGCCCGCGACUUCUUCGAGAUUCUCCAACUGUUCUUUCCGGUCAUCUAUGAUAUCAAGUACCUCAUGAAGAGUUGUAAAAACCUCAGGGGUGGACUGCAGGAAGUGGCCACUCAGCUGGAGCUGGAGCGCAUAGGGUCCCAGCACCAGGCAGGGUCCGAUUCACUACUCACAGGUAUGACCUUUUUCAAAAUGAGAGAAAUGUUCUUUGAAGACCACAUCGACGAUGCAAAGUAUUCUGGCUACCUGUACGGCCUCGGUUCGGGAGCUACCCACGUCUACAACAACGGUCACCCCGGCUUCCAGAAUCGCUUCCCGGGCCCCUGCCACACCACCUACCAGAGAGGUUUCCAGAACAGUUUCCAGGGCGUCCAGUAUGUCCACUACAGCAGAGAACCAGUAUGGAGAGGAGACCACCAAGCAUUCAUGAGAGUGCAAGAGAUGCCAGUGUUUGAGGAUGAGGACCAUCAAGUCUACACUUACAGAGAAUGAAUCUGCUCAGAUUAUCUAUUUCAGCAGAAGGUUGGAGUUUCCUUGAAGUUUGCCCGAAAAUUGAUCAUCUGCCAAUUUUACACAGCAUUGCCUUGUUUUAGACCCACGGAGCAGAGUAUGUUCACUGUGCUGCAAAUUGUUGACUCAGUUACCCUAACCCAAGAAGAAAAAGAACUUGGUGAAUGCUUUUCUUGAUGUUUCAUCUUCUAAACACCUAGAGGUGUUCUUGGUUUUAAAUUGGUAUAUGUAUUAUUACAUCUGUGACUGACAAAUCAGCAAAGUUACCUGUAACUGGCUUUUCAAGAUCUGUCUCGGAGCUUACAUCCAAGGAGCCUGAACUUCUGUUAACAGCACCGUUCCUAUUAUUUCCCUUUUGUCUUUUAAUUUUACCAACAUUUCUUUUUUCUCCUCACUCCUCUCCCACCUUUCAAAUAUAAUCAUGUUUACCAUGUGUUUGAAUUGAUGAUUCUGCAAGUCGUCAUAACAGAAAGUCCAAAGAGAGCAAAGUCACCUUAGUUAUAUUUUAUACCAAAUUAAAUUUGAAGAAAUAAAAUUGUGCUUUUGUAGUUGCUAGAAAGACAAAAGUAAUUCAGAGCCUUGUUCUAAAACAACAAAAAGUCCCUAAAAUGAACUUGAAUAGUUUUAGUCAUCUAAGGACUAUAAUGAUUAUUUAUUUUUGCGUGUAUAUUUUUGCCAUAUGUUUUCUAUUGUCAGAAAUAACGAUGAAGUACUUUCUUAGCCAAGCAGAUUAUGUGAGCAGGUCAGAGCGCAUGAAGGAAGAAUUUGGUCAUUAGUAAUCAAAUACUACCCAGAAACUAUGGAUGGCAAGUGUGUAUAUGUAUGUUACCUACACUUCAAUCAGUAUAUUAUCUGUUUUCCAGAUGGGCUUGUCUCCCUUAUCUUUUAAUACUCUUCUCAUUAAGUUUGCUAGAACCUUGACUCACUGGGAAAUAUUCAUUGAAUGAACCUCAAAGGAGUUUGGUGGUAGUGAGAGAUGGCAAUGGAGAGAAAGGAAUAUUCAAACUCCUUCACUGUGAUGGAGUGGGAAGGAGAGUGGGAGUUGAAUUGGGAGGAGAGCAGGAAAAUGAGUAAAAGUGCAAUCGCAGCCAGAUCUUGGUGAGGGCAGGAAGAAGGAAGGAGUAGAAAAGGAGAAGCUGGUAUCACUCCUAAUGCCCAGUCCAGUGCCAUGUACAGAGCAGGCAUUUGAUGAAUGUAUUGUUCUUAGACCCUUUGGCUUCUUUCUAGGCUCAGGCCAAGGGACAUCUUUUGCAGGAGGCCUUUCCCAGCUCCCUCAGCUGCUAGUGCCUUCCCCUCGCAUAUUGCCUUCCACCUACUCUGUUUAUAUAUUGUGCGUACAUAGUUAUUUACAAGUUUUCUUCCCUGUUAUAAAGAUAGUAUUUUUUGCUUUCCAUUGUAUACUCAGUGCUUAGCACAGUGUUUGGCACACAGUAAGGACCUAAUAAAUGUUUGUUGAUU
Messenger RNA from Sarcophilus harrisii (Tasmanian devil), 2692 nucleotides. Its product is annotated as CCR4-NOT transcription complex subunit 7-like. Lineage: Eukaryota; Metazoa; Chordata; Mammalia; Dasyuromorphia; Dasyuridae. The record is from RefSeq and is a predicted model, not a curated record. The coding region runs from base 29 to 1216 and encodes 395 amino acids. The transcript has 2 exons. Gene Ontology annotation, molecular function: poly(A)-specific ribonuclease activity; nucleic acid binding. Gene Ontology annotation, cellular component: CCR4-NOT core complex; P-body; CCR4-NOT complex.